AUGCAUAAUUUAAAUCCAACAUAUGAUUUUGUGUUGGAUAAUGAUGAUGAAGGAUAUUAUGGUUAUAAGCUUCUCAAUAGCUCAACUCUUUUCAGGCUGGCGUUAACUCAAGAUGGAUUUGGUCUGAGCUACAUCGGGAGUGAUGGAAACCAAGGUUGGGUCGUUUAUCUAAUAGCAAUGACUGAUAUCUGUGACAAAUAUGGAAUAUGUGGUCCGAAUGGUGCAUGUAGUAUUGAAAGGAUUUAUACCGACUUUCAACAAGACUGGGACUUGGUGGAUUGCCCAUAUAGAUGUGUGAGAAAGAGCCAACUGAAUUGCAGUGGAGACAUCUUUAAGAAGUACUCUGGGGUGAAAUUGCCAAGUACAGAACAAUCCUGGUAUAACACAAGUAUGAACCUCAAGGAAUGUGAGAUGAUGUGCAUGAACAACUGUUCCUGCACCUCUUUUUCAAAUUUGGAUAUCCGAGAUGGAGGAAGGGGGUUCUUGCUGUGGUUCAGCGAUCUGGUUGAUAUAAGAUAUUCCAAUAUAAGUGGGCAAGGGCUUCGUCAGAACUAG
This is a messenger RNA of Prunus armeniaca (apricot), 555 nucleotides long. NCBI's taxonomy places the organism in Eukaryota, Viridiplantae, Streptophyta, Magnoliopsida, Rosales, Rosaceae. The record is from the annotation of a GenBank genome assembly.